Colletotrichum orchidophilum is the source of this 1008-nucleotide messenger RNA. RefSeq names its product GNS1/SUR4 family protein. Gene Ontology annotation, biological process: fatty acid elongation, monounsaturated fatty acid; fatty acid elongation, polyunsaturated fatty acid; fatty acid elongation, saturated fatty acid. Lineage: Eukaryota; Fungi; Ascomycota; Sordariomycetes; Glomerellales; Glomerellaceae. The transcript has 3 exons. The record is from RefSeq and is a predicted model, not a curated record. Gene Ontology annotation, cellular component: endoplasmic reticulum membrane. Gene Ontology annotation, molecular function: fatty acid elongase activity. The coding region runs from base 1 to 1008 and encodes 335 amino acids.
AUGUUUUACGAUAAUCUCACCUCCAGCGGCAAUAUCACCAGGUUUGUGGUGGUGAAAAAUGCCUCCACAUCACUCCUCUCACCAUGGCGGGCCUUUGACAGAGUCUUUACGUCGAUCAUGGGCUACCCGGCCAGCGAGUUCGAUUUCGUACAUGGCCGCACGCCCUUCUCAACUUUCAGCGAGACCACGAGUAUGGUGGUGCUCUACCUCCUAGUCGUCUUUGGUGGACGUGAGGUAAUGCGCAACCGCAAACCACUAGAGUUGAAUACCCUCUUCAAGAUUCACAACUUGUUCCUGUCUCUUCUGAGCGGUGCUUUGCUAGCUCUGUUCGUCGAGCAGAUCGCACCGAGCUUGUGGCAGAAGGGCAUCUACGAGAACAUCUGCGGACCUUCGGGCUGGACACAACCGCUUGUUGUUCUGUACUAUAUCAACUACCUCACAAAGUACUACGAGCUCAUCGACACCGUCUUCUUGAUGCUCAAGAAGAAGCCCCUCACUUUCCUACACUGCUAUCACCACCCUGCCACCGCGCUCCUCUGCUUCAGUCAAAUGGUCGGAGCUACCCCGCUGUCCUGGGUACCCAUCACGCUCAACCUGACGGUGCAUGUAGUCAUGUACUGGUAUUACUUCCAGACUGCACGAGGCGUCAAGGUAUGGUGGAAACAGUGGAUCACCGUCUUGCAGAUCACCCAGUUCGUACUCGACCUUGGUUUCGUCUACUUUGGCUUCUACGAUGUCUUUGCGGACACGUACUUCAAGGAACUCCUCCCCCACGUUGGUCGAUGCGGCGGCGAGUUCUUCGCAGCCGUCACGGGCGGCGCCAUUCUGACGUCGUACCUGGUGCUCUUCAUCAUGUUUUACAUUUCAACUUACAAGAAAGGCGGCCGCAGCAAGGCGGUGCAAAAGUCCAAGCCGGUUGUCCUCGAUGAUAAGCAUGCCUUGGCGGCAGCGGCGGCGGCAACAGUGACCUUGGGAGCUAAGAACGCCACGGUUGAGCUCGAAACCUGA